This is a messenger RNA of Strongylus vulgaris, 609 nucleotides long. Lineage: Eukaryota; Metazoa; Nematoda; Chromadorea; Rhabditida; Strongylidae. The record is from the annotation of a GenBank genome assembly.
AGUGAGCGUGGAUUUCGUGUUUUUUUUUGUGCUACAUGGUAUUACCACCAAAAAAUGCUGGUUAAGAGAGCACUGGGGCAAAUCGGCGGAAGCGUGGGGUUUGGAUAAAAAAGAUGAACCUCCGCCAAAGGAAAAGGAGAAGGUAAACCUUGGAGUAAGUGGCAAACUCGCAGAGGAUACUAAUAUGUACCGCGGCGUUCUGAUCAAGUACAAUGAGCCACCAGAAGCAAAGAAACCAACACUGAGAGAUCGAAAAAUUGCUGAUUUACCUAUUGAUCAUCCUAGUUGCAGCAAGCAACAUGCUGUGCUACAAUAUAGAUUUGCGUGUUCAUUAAACGAAAGUUUCCUGGAUUAUAGAUCAGUUCCAUAUGAGAAACCUGAUGGAACAAAAGCACGACGAGUAUUGCCUUACAUAAUUGACUUGGGGAGCUCAAAUGGAACAUUCCUCAAUGGCUCAAAACUUGAGCCGCAAAGAUAUGUUGAGUUGAAGGAGAAGGAUGUUUUGAAGUUCGGUUUCUCAAGUCGCGAAUUCGUCGUGCUCAAUGAAAAAUCAGCUGGUGAGGAAAAUGCGUCUGACCCUGAACCUAUGUCGCCUAAGUCGGAGUAGAA